Messenger RNA from Pseudomassariella vexata, 1159 nucleotides. RefSeq names its product putative short-chain dehydrogenase/oxidoreductase. The transcript has a single exon. Gene Ontology annotation, molecular function: oxidoreductase activity. The record is from RefSeq and is a predicted model, not a curated record. Lineage: Eukaryota; Fungi; Ascomycota; Sordariomycetes; Amphisphaeriales; Pseudomassariaceae. The coding region runs from base 297 to 1139 and encodes 280 amino acids.
AAAGUGCUUCAACCGCCGUCAUGAUGGCAGCCAGCGCAGAGUUUCCGGCGAUACUAAAUAGAGCCAACCUUUGGAUAAUUCGCUGUCUGUAGACAUUUAGUUUCGAGUUAUCGCCUUCGGGCGCUCCGGUAGCUUAACUCCAAUCUCCGCAUACACCUACUAGACUGGUCAGUAUAUAUAUGAAGGGGCCAACUAUUUGCUGAAUGAUUUAUCACCCACUGCCGCCAAGACCGAUCUGAUCCAUAUUCGAAGUCCUCAAAGUACUCGAAGUUUUCAAUUGCCCACCCUUCGCAAAUAUGGCCCCUCUGUAUCAGAAAGCCCUCAUCAUAGGCGCCACAUCCGGCAUUGGCGAAGCCCUCGCCGCGAAGCUCCUCUCAACCGGCACCUCCGUGAUCAUAACCGGACGACGUCAAGAUCGCCUCGACGCCUUCGUCUCCCAGCGCUCCAACUCCUCCACAUCCGAUUCCGUCACCCUUUCUGCGGUGCCCCUCGACAUAACCGACCUCAACUCGCUCCCCACCUUCGCCUCCUCCAUUGCAAAAGAGCACCCCACCCUCGACUGCAUCAUCCUCAACUCCGGCAUCCAGCGCGGCUUCGACUUCGCCCGUCCCUCGACCGUAGAUCUCGCCACCUUCGACGAAGAGCUGACAACAAACUACAUCUCGUUUGUGCACCUGGUGACUGCGUUCCUCCCGCAGCUGCAAAAGACGGCCAAAGAGGAGGGAAAGGAAACCCAUCUCGUCUUCAUAGGCGCCUCGCUUGGCCUCGUGCCAUCCUUGGUGCGCACGCCGGGGUACAAUGCCAGUAAGGCUGCUCUGCACAGCUGGAUCAUGAAUCUGCGGCAGCAGCUCAAGGAUAACGGGGAUAGCAUUCGCGUGGUCGAGGUGUUUCCGCCGGCAGUGCAGACAGAGCUGCAUGAUGAAAAACAUCAGCCUCAUUUGAAGAAUGGCGGGGAGAUCGGGAUGCCUCUGGCCGACUUCAUUGAUCAGACGUACACCGAGCUAGAGAAAGGGGACGAGCAGUUCGCCAUUGGCCCUGCUGCCGAGUGGCUCCAGUCAGGCUUCGAGGCCGAACGACAGAAGAUGUUCCAGCAGCAGCAAGGCGCCAUCAAGACAGCUUUGGCGAAGUAUAUGAAAUAGUUGGCGCUCGCAAUUUGUAG